Molecule: messenger RNA, 3471 nt
Organism: Theobroma cacao (cacao)
Lineage: Eukaryota; Viridiplantae; Streptophyta; Magnoliopsida; Malvales; Malvaceae
Product: zinc ion binding protein
Molecular function (GO): zinc ion binding
Source: RefSeq, a predicted model, not a curated record
CAAACAAUAAUUAUGAGAUAAAAAAAAGGGUUUUUUCUUUUGUAAAAUAUGAAAUAUCACGGCGCACAAUAGGUAUUUCCUUUGCUCCCUCUCCCUCCGUUUAUUUGUCUGAUCAACAGAGAAGAACAGAGGAGAAAAGAAGGAGCUUUCUUUAGCUGCCCUUUACCAGAUGGCUAGAUGGGAUCAGAUUCUGUCCCUUCCCGUACAAAAUCCACCGACCUUGGAGUUCUCUGCUGCUGAUCUUGUAUGGUCAAAGGUGGAAGGUUGGCGUGACAAUAUAGAUAGAGUUGCUCUAAUCCCCUUUGCUAGAGUAGAUGACUUUGUUAGAGGUGAAUCCGCAAACAAAGACUGUCCAACAAGAUUUCAUGUUGAAGCAAGAAGGCGGAGGCCUCCAAAGGCACCUUACAAGCCAAAGGUUGACGGUAUUCUUGAAUAUAUUCUGUAUUGGUGUUCAUUUGGUCCUGAUGACCAUAGGAAAGGGGGCAUUGUACGACCCAGCAGGAAUACAUAUAUCCCUAAGAAGACAAAUGCUGGUCGACCUAACACAAAAAGAGGAUGCACCUGUCACUUUAUUGUGAAACGCUUAAUUGCUGAGCCGACAGUAGCUCUCAUAAUAUAUAACCAAGAAAAGCAUGUAGAUAAGAAAGGGUUGCCAUGCCAUGGGCCGCAGGACAAAAAGGCUGCUGGAACACGUGCUAUGUUUGCACCGUACAUCUCAGAGGAUCUCCGCCUCCGCGUGCUCUCUUUACUGUAUGUGGGUGUCUCUGUGGAAACCAUAAUGCAGCGGCACAAUGAGUCUGUAGAGAAACAGGGUGGUCCAUACAACCGUGAUGACCUUUUAACCCACAGGUAUGUUCGAAGACAGGAGAGGAGCAUUAGACGUUCUACAUAUGAGUUGGAUGCAGAUGAUGCAGUCAGUGUAAACAUGUGGGUUGAAAGCCACCAGAAUCAUGUAUUUUUUUAUGAAGAUUUCACUGAUUCAGACCCUUUUACCUUGGGCAUUCAAACAGAGUGGCAGUUGCAACAAAUGAUUCGAUUUGGAAAUUGCAGCCUCAUUGCCUCUGACUCAAGGUUUGGAACAAAUAAACUGAAGUAUCCUGUUCACAGUCUCAUUGUCUUCAAUUCAGACAAGAAAGCUAUCCCAGUAGCUUGGAUUAUAACACCAAGAUUUGCUAGUGUGGAUGCCCAUAGAUGGAUGAGGGCUCUAUACAAUAGAGUUCGCACAAAAGAUCCUACUUGGAAGUUGGCUGGGUUUAUUGUGGAUGAUCCUUCAGUUGAUGUCCUUACAAUCAGGGAUGUUUUUGAGUGUUCUGUAUUGAUAUCCUUUUGGCGGGUCCGCCAUGCAUGGCAUAAAAACUUAUUGAAGAGAUGUUCAGAGACAGAGAUGCGUGUUGAGAUAUCAAGACGACUUGGAAUGGCAUUUGAUGACAUUUCCAGAAGAUGUGGAAAUGUUGAUUUGUUUGAGAAAUUCAUGGAAGAUUUUGUUGAUUGCUUGGAUUUUAUGGAUUAUUUCAAAGCAAUCUGGUACCCUAGAAUAGGGGCUUGGAUCUCUGCACUUGGAACUCUUCCACUUGCUAGCUUGGAGACUUGUGCAGCGAUGGAAUUUUACCACAAUCAACUGAAGCUCCGGCUGUUAAAUGAGAAGGAUCCUUCUGUCUACCAACGCACUGAUUGGCUGGUUAAUAAGUUGGGUACAAAAGUGCAUUCGUACUUUUGGCUGGAUGAAUACUCGGGGAAAGAUGAUUUUGCACGAUACUGGAAGGAUGAGUGGAUGAGUGGUUUAACGUCUUGGCGUAAGGCAUUGAAGAUUCCAGAUUCUGAUGUUGCCAUUGAAGGGCAAUGUGCAAAAGUGACUGACCAGCUUGAUCGAGAUAGAGUUUAUGUCGUUUGGAACCCUGGCUCACAGUAUGGUAUUUGUGAUUGUACUUGGGCAGAAAUGGGCUAUCUGUGUGAGCAUGUGUUCAAGGUAAUAAAGGUCUUUCAUGAGAAAGGGUCUAUUUUGCCAUCUGUCAGCCUAUUUCAGUACAACAAGGCUUUGAUUGACAUGCUACAUUGCCCGCCCCAUGAUUCCUUGAUCCGUGAUCAUGCUGUUUCUUUAGCAAUCUAUGUACAGAAACAGUUAAAUUCACUAGUUGAUCCUAUUCAGAAACAAGCCAAGGAUUCUAGUCAGGAUGCAAGUGCAACGGUGGUUUCUGCAAAACAAAAUAGAGGAUUAGUUGACGAGGGUCCUUGUGUAAAUGGGAUCAUAUCAUCUAAUCAUGAAAAUGGUUAUGCAGAUUGCUCUGAGGCUCCUGUUAGUAUUGCAAGUGAUUUGGGUAGUGAAUCAGUUGAUGGGUUAGUUGGUAUAAAUGGCAUUUGUGGUAAGGCUGCUGGAGAAGGAAUAUCUGGUUCUGAGAUGGAUGUUGACCCACCCUCCUGUAUUUCUCCACCUGAAUUACCAUCUCUUAAUGAGGUUGUAGCUGGUAAUGUCUUUUCAGAGCAUGGAGAUAGUGAUUUAAUUAACAAUGUCCCUAAUAUGAAAAGCAAAGUACCUCCAAAAGAUAAUGCUUUAAGAGAUGAAAGUGGAUGCGAAGAAGAUAUCUUUAACAAAAAUUGCCAUGAAAGUGUGAUGGCUGCAGAGCUACAACCAGAUGAGAUACCUCAAACAAGACAGCUUUUGAAGCCAUGCACAGCAACUCAUCAGGAUGGUUUCGGUAGCAAGAGUAGUGAACCUUCAGUGGCAUCCAAGUCCACUCCUGAGAAAGGCACCCCAUCCAUGUCUGUUACUGUUGAGCCACAAGUGCUUGAUAUGGCUGAAGCUUCAGGAGCUCUCAAUCUGGAUAUCUCAAUGGCAUCAGAAAGUGAGAAUGAGAUCACAGAUAAGAAUCAUUCCACUGAUACUGCUCUCCUGUCAGAUGGAGAUCAUGGUAAUUUGGGAAUUGUUGGUGAUCUUGGUGAUGAAGCAAAGGCACUAGACAGCUGUAUGGCUGAACACCCAGAAACUUUGACAAAUCAUUCAAAAAUGAUGAAUUAUGGUGACAGUGAACCAGCUUCUGAAGUUGCAGCUCAAGAAACUGAUGAUUCUGGUGAGAAGAAAUUUCUUGGUGACAUAACUUCAACAACUGAAUCUGAACCUCAAAAGAGCGUUGAAGAUGGAAGAUGUGGUAAUAAGGAGAUUUGCGAACAGGUGACUAAUCAUCAGAAUGGUGCUGUUGCUGUGGGAAUUGUUUCAGAAGAGGCUGCUAAUGACUCUGCAAUCAGUGCUGGCUCUGACAAACAAUAGACAGAUGCAAUUCCUUAUUUCUUUGUGUACAUACACAAUGAAUUUAAUUGUAAUUUUGGGAUUCAGCCAGUUGCUCUUGAAAUUAAUAGCAUAACCAGCCAACAAAAAAUUAUCUAGCAUUGCCCAUAUAGAUUUCCACAUUGCUGCCAAAAGUGGAUCAUCUGUGGUAACUGUUGAGAAGCUAUUGAUGAGAAAUGUUUAAAAUCUUA